Messenger RNA from Alligator sinensis (Chinese alligator), 1908 nucleotides. RefSeq names its product tweety family member 1 (gene TTYH1). Lineage: Eukaryota; Metazoa; Chordata; Crocodylia; Alligatoridae. The record is from RefSeq and is a predicted model, not a curated record. Gene Ontology annotation, cellular component: smooth endoplasmic reticulum membrane; plasma membrane. The coding region runs from base 256 to 1605 and encodes 449 amino acids. The transcript has 14 exons. Gene Ontology annotation, molecular function: volume-sensitive chloride channel activity; intracellularly calcium-gated chloride channel activity.
GCCUCAUAAGAAACCCCAUGUCACCGCUGCUCCUGGUCUCACACAUUCACCCUCCAUCUCUGUCCAUCUCAUUCCCUCACCCCAAACACCUUUCCCCAGUCCUGUCCCCCCCUCCCACACCCUCCCAUAACCCCAUCACCAUGGCCGACCCCAGCUGGUGAGCCAGGGGAACCCAGGCGACCCGGCGUCCGGUGAUCCAGUGCCCAGGGCAGCAGUGAAGAGGGCGACCACCCCAGACAGAAGGCAGCUGUAGCUAUGGGGACCCCCCAGGGCUACCAGGCAUCGUGGUGGGUCUACCUGCUCCACCAGGCACCACGCACCAAUUUCCAGUUCGAGGUGGUGAGAAACGACUUCGCCCCGCAGGACUGGGACUACCAGCAGGCCCUUCUGUUCCUGGCUAGCACCGCUGGGCUCUGCCUGGCCGUCAGCCUGGUCCUCAUCUGCAUCUACCUGAUCCGGUUUUGCUGCUGCGACCCAGAGGAGGAGGAUGAGCCCAAGGCGCAGAGGGUUUGCUGUGUCACCUGGAGCUGUGUAGCAGCUGUCAUCGUCUGCUGUGCAGGGAUCGGGAUCGGCUUCUAUGGGAACAGCGAAGCCAACGAUGGGGCGAACCAGGCCACGUACGCACUGCUCAACGCGAACCACACACUACGUGCCAUCGACACGCUGGUCUGGCAGACAGUGGGGCUGUUGUCAGCGGCUGUGCGGGGGGACCUAACACGGCUGGAGGAGAUGCUGGCUCCGCGCACUGAGCUCCUGGCCGUGGUGAGGAACACACGACGCCAGGCUGAGGCCGUGGCCCACACCCUGGGGGGUCUCCCCUUCUGGGGGGAUGCAGGGAGCAACCCCAGCCAGCUGGCCGAGUACCUCACCUUCCUGGAAGAGUACAGAUGGCUGGCAUAUAUCCUGCUGCUGCUUCUGGACCUGGGCAUCUGCCUCUUCACCCUGCUGGGCCUGGCCAAGCAGAUCAAGUGGCUGGUGAUCGUAAUGACUGUGAUGAGUUUCCUGGUUCUCCUCCUGAGCUGGGGAUCCAUGGGGCUGGAGACGGCAGCAGCCGUGGGACUCAGCGACUUCUGUUCCGAUCCUGAUGGCUACGUCAUAAACUCAACCCAGGCCCAUACUGAACUCAACCCAGAAAUCCUGCAGUAUUACCUCAUCUGCAGCCAGGAUGUCCCCAAUCCCUUCCAGCAAAGGUUGACCCUGUCUCAGCGGGCGCUGUCCAACAUCCACUCCCAGCUCCACGGCCUGGAGAGAGAGGCUGUCCCACAAUUCCCUGGACCUGAGAGGACCCUGCUCUCGCUCCGGGGGACGCUGAACACCACAGAGGGCAACUUCCACCACCUGGUCGCCCUCCUCAACUGCAGGGGGCUGCACAAGGACUACGUAGACGUGCUGAAGGGACUGUGCCAGGAUGGCCUGGAAGGGCUGCUCUUCCUGCUGCUCUUCUCCCUGCUCUCAGCAUUGGCCUUCACCACAGCUGUCUGCAGCUUGCCCCGGGCCUGGGCACGCUUCCAGAGCCGGGACUCGGACUACGAUGACAUGGAGGAUGACGACCCCUUCAGCCCCCAGGAGUCAAAGCGCUUUGUUCAGUGGCAGUCGUCGAUAUGAGAACAUGCCCCUCAUUGACCGGCGCUCCCCGCCCCCCUCGUACUCACCGAGCAUGCGGGCAUCCUACGCUGGUGCUGCCCAUGAAGAACCGGACAUACAGUACCGAACCGAAUUCCUGACCUAGAUCCUGACCCCUGGAUCCCACCCCUCCCCACCCCGACUAACACAUGGACUAGCUUCUGCCCUGCCAGCUCUGCUGGGCCUGACAGACCCCAAACUGACCCACUGGGGGCCAUGGGGGGGGAGGACAAGGAGAGCCUGGGACUGCCCCUCCCCCAUUGCCAUGUCUGUCUGUCCGUUCAG